AUGAGCGCUACCAAAGAUGUUCGCGUAGUCGUCGGAGUGGAUUUUGGGACAACAUUCUCUGGCUUCUCGGUUGGUCAUAUCCGUCGUCCUAAAGAUGUCGAAACUUAUAUGAAAUGGUCAAAUAUAUAUGAACGUAGCGACUUUUUUGCGCCAUUGGGCAGAUUAACCCGAGCAAACUCGCACAAAAUCCCCACCGUCCUCGUUUAUGAUAAAGAUUUCAAAGUUGUUCAGUGGGGGAAUUCGGCUGCAGAUUGCGUUGAAGACUAUGGGAGCAGUUUGUCGAGUGACGAUUAUUGUGUUGUGGAAUGCUUCAAAUUGUGUCUUUCUGAUACCUGCCCGACAGCACGCAAACCUUUGCUGCCCGAUGGAUUGAGUUACCGUAAAGCUAUAACAGAUUUUCUCAAGGAAAUGCAGAAAAAAGUUGAAACACAUAUCAAGUCUCGAUGGGGGAGUGCUACCGAUAUUGGCAAACAUGUUUUGUUCGUCUUUACAUUACCGGUGGAAUGGAAUCACAAGGCGAAAGAUAUAAUGACCAGGUGUGCAGUUGACGCUGGUCUGGUACAAAAAGGGAUGGAGAAUGCGAUGUUUAUAUCCGAACCGGAGGCUGCUGCCGUGUAUUGUCACGAAUUAAUGGAUCAGUAUGAUCUCACAGAAGGCAGCACUUUCAUGAUCGUUGACGGUGGCGGCGGCACGGUUGAUAUUACUACACGAAAGUUGCUAACAGAUAAACAACUGGGCGAAGUUGCACAGUCGAUGGGUAAUUACUGCGGUAGCACUUCUGUAGACGAUGAAUUCAUCAACCAGGUGGCCGAGCGACUUGGAAUCACUCGCGACAGGAUGGCCGAAUUACGCAAAAUACAUGCGCGUAGAUUCAUGUAUUUGAUUCAAAAUUUCUUUUGCCCCAUCAAGUUUAAUUUUAAUGAGCGUAGUGAGUACGUAAACAAUCGCAUAAGUAUGAGGGCUUAUGAUUUUCUAAAGGCAGAAGCGAGCGCCGAAAAGAAAGCACUGCUCGAGCCUCUCAACUGGCUAUUUGAAUUCACUUAUGAUGAUAUCAAGACGAUGUUUGAACCGUCAAUUCAAGCAAUUAUUGACUUGAUAAGAAAACAGUUGAAAGCAUCAAGCGACCGUUGUUCGGCAAUGUUCCUAGUCGGUGGAUACAGCCAAUCGCCCUAUCUCAUGGAACGUGUCAAACAAACAUUUGGCUACGAAGUUGAUAUAAUCGCUUCUCCUAUUAACCCGAUUGCGGCGAUUCAACGGGGUGCAACUUUAUACGGUUUAAGUAUUGAGGAUGACCACGAAUCAGAUUUGUUCGGUUUCAGUAAAACCGUCAAGACACGUGUGCUCAAUUAUUCAUAUGGCACAAACAUUGAAAUACCAUUUGCCAAAGACGACCCACCAGAACGUAAGACGGAACGCAACACGAUUAUUAAAUUCUCGAUUUUGGCCCGCCGUGGAGACUCGGUUCGACCUAACCAGACUUUUAGUGAAGUUUAUUAUCCAUCCAACGCACGACAGACGAAAAUGAGCGUGAAUAUUUACGCGUCGCGGGAUUAUGAUCCCGAAUAUGUAGACGAUGAAGGUGUAAGCCUAAUAAGAGAAUGGAUUAUUGAUUUGCCCGACAAACACUUGGGUAAAGACCGACCAAUAGAGCUGUCGUUGACUUUUGGAAAUUACGAAACAAAAGUCAACGCUAAAAACCCAAGGACUAACACAGAAUGUAGCGUAACUUUCAAAUGUUUCGAAUUCGGCGUGUAG
Molecule: messenger RNA, 1755 nt
Organism: Paraglomus brasilianum
Lineage: Eukaryota; Fungi; Glomeromycota; Glomeromycetes; Paraglomerales; Paraglomeraceae
Source: the annotation of a GenBank genome assembly